AUCCAGAAAGCAGUUUAAUUCUUGAGGCUCUUUUCUCAUCCUCUUUUCUUAAAACCUGGAACCUUCUGACUCCAAGAAAACUGUAUUCUGUCCGAUUCCAGAGAUUUCCAAAGAGUAAGCUGCCUCUCCAUCAUCUCCGUAUGUGCCACUUAGAGUCAUAAGCCUUAUGUCAUCAGAGGGCUUGAAUGAAAGGCUGCCAUUCACUGCUGAGGCAUUUGCCAAAUAUUACUUGAGCAGCUACUCUAGCGGAGGCUCACCUGUGAGCACCCACCCCACGCUGGGCUCUCGGAAGCAUGCCCACUCAACCAUGUUCUCUAGCGUCCUAGCAACCAGAAACUCUGAUCUGAGCCCUGACGAAGACAGAGGCCAUUCCUUGCUGACCGUUGUAACUUGCCGCCCUGAGCCUCUCAGGGCCUUUUGGUGUAGCAGUUCAGAUAACUGAAGGCCAAUACUUGUCCUUAAGGACUCCCAGAAGCCUUGCCACAUCGGCCCAGCCCUGGCAGAAUGAGCUUCUCGGUCACAUACACGGAGCUGGUCAACAUAGCUAUCCCACGGUGUGGGGUGGUGAAUUUCAAGGCCCUUCAUCUCCUGCUCCAGGGCAUCCUGGACCACAUCCAAAUCUCCGAGCUGAAGAAAGUCCUCUCAGGGGAAGAGGACUUCCUUCAAACUUCACAGGUGAUACAUGUGCCCAGAGAAGGAGAUGCCCAGCCCAUCGUCAACCCUAUGAAGAGGCUCGGCAACAUCUUCGACCAUGUGGUAGACCGCAUCAACAAGAUAGAGAGUACGAUGCCUUCGACCUCACAACUUCUAGAGGCCAGCCAUGGGGCCAACCGGCCCGCCGAGGAAAUGUGGAACAUGAUCAAGCUCCAGAAGAGGGUUGAGGGCAACGAGGAAGCCAUAGCAAAGUUUACGGAGACUCUGCAGGAUCUGCUCAGUGACCUUCAUAUAUUCAAGAACACUGUUGACACCCUGAAGAAGGAUGUGGACAUGAUCAAGUUCAUAUUCGAGAAGGUAACCCCAGAAAGAAUGGAUCUUAUCUGUGAAGACUUGAAAGUACAGAACCGGAAGCUGGCUGCCCUGCAGCGGGAAGUGGCCACCAUCCAGAACAGGGUUCGUGACUUUCCCCAGUCUGAGGACAUGGUGCUCUGGACUAGCCUCCAUGAGGCCAUGUUCACUCAGGUGAGUGGAGGAGGAGGAGGAAUGGGCUAUAAAGGGGGCAUGAGACCAGACCAACCAGCUCAGUCCCUUCCCCUGCAGGAACAGCCUAAGGUGGAACUGGAGCUGGCUGGCAUGGGGCAGAGCACAACCUCCUUUCCAGAGACUUCCUUGGAGCAGUUUGAGGCUGGUGGCCACAGUCAUAUCCCCACACACACUAACACCUCUUUGAAGUCUGUGGUGCGUUUUGAUACCACUGGAGUCCUCCAGGAGGCCGAGCCCGCUCAAGCCGUUGAGUUCCGUGGCUCCCAGGGGCUAGAGCAGGCUCAGGCCACUGUGUCUGAGUCUGGCCCCAUGUCUGCAUUUCAGCCUGAGCAAAUACUAGGACCUGCAUUUGGACAUGGGCUUGUGCCACAGCUUGCUGGGAGGCCUGCUUUCAUGCCAGUCCGUUGGCCGAGGCCUAGACUGGUUGCCCCAGAAGCAAGGCCUUUCCUAUCAAGUGGCUGGCCUGGGGCCAGUGCUUGGCCUAUGUGGGAUAUGAGUGCCUUCCCGCCUAGCCAAGGUCCGUUUGGUCCUCAGGGCCAGAUGUACAGGGCUCCUUUCCCAGGCAUGGAAGUUGGACAGCCAUGGCCUCAGCCAUGGCCUCAGCUAUUGCCACAACAGGGGGUUCCUCAAACAGAGACCCACCAGCUCUCAGAUCUUGAAGAAAGAGAUGGUGACUAUGAUGAUGACUACAUGGGAGACUCUCAGGAAGAGGUCUCUACGGAUAGGGCUCCCCAGGAUGGGAUUCCCAAGGAAGGGGCUCCCCAGGAUGGGAUUUCCAAGGAAGGGGCUCCCCAGGAUGGGAUUCCCAAGGAAGGGGCUCCCCAGGAUGGGAUUCCCAAGGAAGGGGCUCCCCAGGAUGGGAUUCCCAAGGAAGGGGCUCCCCAGGAUGGGAUACCCAAGGAAAGGACACCCCAGGAUGGGAUUCCCAAGGAAGAGGCACCCCAGGAUGGGAUUCCCAAGGAAGAGGCACCCCAGGAUGGGAUUCCCAAGGAAGAGGCUCCACAUCACAGAGGCCGCAAGCAUAGGGCUCCCCGUCACAAGGUCCAGAAGGAUGGGGCUCCCCAAGUCUCCAUAGUCUCCAAAGAUAUGACCCAGAAGGACAAAACCAGGCAGGACACAGAAGCACAGCCUAAGAGCCUUCCACCUGCCUUAAAGAAGUUCAAGUCCGCUAUUGCCUUAGCCGCGGCAACAGCUUCAGCCUACGCAGCUGCAGCAAGAACAGCCGCCAAGGCAGUCAAUGCCGCUGUCAAGGCCAUCAAUGAUGUUCCUGCAAGCCAAAUGGCUGACAAAGCAAUAGAGAUCGCAGCAUCAGGGCCUUUAGGGACCCUUUCAAAUCUCCUGGGUACAGGAACUAACCGUGGGGCCACCAACGUCGUACACUUCAGCGAUGGUGAGAUGGAGGAGCUUGAAGGAGUUAUUCAGCCCAUCACACCCAAAUCAACCUUGUCCCUGGCCAUGAUGACUGCCAUGCAGGCUUCCAGUCCUGAAGAGAAAAAAAAAGCUGUUCGGCAUUCCAUGGGCUAUAUAGCCCAGAUGCCCGCCAAACACGACACCCUGAAGGAACAGUUCGCUCAUCUGUCCAGCAGCCUGCACCAGCGCUUAAAUUACAUAGCUAACAUGGGAAGUUCUGGCAAUCUUGGCAACACAGUGAAUGUGCUGGAGGAAAAGAUUGUUAACCUCCAGAAGGCCAGGAUGGAGGAAGAAGAACUUGAGAGAGUUUGGGGUCACCAGAUAGAGACAAUGAAGAGUCACUACAUGGUACUGGACAGGACAGUGGAAAAGAUCCGGAGUCAAGUGGAUGACUUAAAGAUCCUCAAGACUGAAAUCCAAAAGCUGGACCUGACUAAGGCAGAUAGGAGCAUGGUGGAUCAGGAGCUGAAUGAAAAAGCUGACAGGGAUAACUUGGCAAGCAAGGCAAAUCGGGCAGACCUGGAGACGGUGGCGAUGGAGCUAACUGAGAUGGCCCAGAGCAUGCUGCUGAAGAUCACAACCAAUGAGAGUGACUGGAAGAAAUCUCUGAAACAUCUCAGGAAGGACCUGAACACGAAGCUAGUCCAGAGUGAUCUGAAUAGCCUGAAGAGGGACAUAGAAGAGGUCUGGAAGUUGGUCCGGAAGCUUCUGCUAGAAGGCCUGCGAUUUGACCCCGACAGUGCAGCAGGCUUUAAGAAGAAACUGUUUGAGCGGGUGAAGUGCAUCUCCUGUGACCGACCUGUGGAGAUGAUGACUAGCCCACAGCUGAUCACCAUCCGCAACACCCAUGGGCUACCACGAAUGAGGCCAGCCAGCGCCAACAGCUACGAGUAUCUGCAGCGGCAGCUGAUGAGGGAACAGCAGCAGCAGCUGCAUUUCCAGAACUUUGGAGUCCAUGAGCAGGGUCUGGGCUUACAGAACGACUGGGGUGAUGGGCCUCGAAAUGAGACCACCUUCAAGCACAAGUCACACGAACUAUCAACAGUCUACCCUUAUGGGGGGCCUGAGACGGUGGACUAUGACACUGCGGAGGUGGACAUCCUGGGAGUGGACGGGGUCCUAUACAAAGGCCGAAUGAACAGCCAGUUUGGGACUCGGACUGGGGAGAAGGACCUGGCAGCCGUGAAGGUGUCAUGUCCUGCAGUUCAAAACAUGAAUGACCGUGUGCACGCGGGAUCCUCACUUGCUCCGGGCUACCCUCCCUUGGGUCCCCGUACCAGCAUCAGCUCUUUACAUUCUGCCACAACUUUGGCUCAGCCGCCAUCCCUGCCACUGGUACCACAGCUACCGCCACUGAUUCCAGUCUCAAGGGAUACCCAAGAGGGCCCUGGAUCUAACAAGCACUUGAAAUCUCUGCGGCAGGAGCACACCAACCCGUGAGACCCAAGCUUGUGAGCCAACUACCAUGGGGUCCCCUUCACUCUAAGAAACCUGGAACAGAUCCAGGAAAGGGUGCAGGGAUCCUAGAUACAGAGGAUGCAUGUUGACUCGGUGUUUUAACUGUGUAUCUAAAAUACAAACCACACAGUCCUUUCUAGCCAAUGUUUUCAUGGAUAACAUAGCUUCUGAGUGAGGUUUUUCACAGAGCCAACUGAAUUUCUUUUCUCUCUC
Molecule: messenger RNA, 4281 nt
Organism: Acomys russatus (golden spiny mouse)
Lineage: Eukaryota; Metazoa; Chordata; Mammalia; Rodentia; Muridae
Gene: C25H16orf96
Product: chromosome 25 C16orf96 homolog
Exons: 15
Coding region: 505-4050 (1181 amino acids)
Source: RefSeq, a predicted model, not a curated record